AGAACAUGGCGUGUGCGGAACCGUACGCGUGCGAUCGCACGCCAUUUAUGACCAAGACUGUAUUACGUAGUAUUUCGGUAGCGCCCACAAAUUAAUGACUUUCAUAACCAAAAACAAUUAAUAUACUGUCGCAACAUAGUUAAAAAAAAUCAACAUACUUUCCACAUCAAUCUCUGUAUGAAUGAUUUGUUAAAAAAAAAGAAAAUCAUAUACUAGCCGUGUAAGCAAUAAAACAAAAAAAAUAUAUAUUAGCAGCAGGUGUGCAUGAUUUCUUUUAUUUCAAAUUUAAAAGAAUUCAUUUCAACAAACAGGUUGUAAAAAUUACUGAUCUAUAACUUGUCGACCUAGGCGGGGUAUGAUACUCAAGUGAGCAUUGCCAACCUUGUUCUCAACAAUCCUUGGGGACUAGGUUGCCUAAGUUACUCAGUAGAUAGAUAUAUUUUUUAUUAAAAAACUAGUCGUUAGCCCAUGGAAAAAUCCACGGGUUUGUCCGUCCUUUUUAUACCGCAUUGGGUGCGUCUCGCUACUUGCGCAGCUAAGCUACCAUUUUGCAUGACAGACGUGUAUGGGUAUUUUAAUAUAGAUAUUAAAAAAUCAUUAAAAAAGAAUACUACUUUAAUUCAUCACACGAUACAGAAAGAGCAUGAAUUUACUGACUAAUUAAAGAUUGUUUUCAUGAUAUUGUUCCAAUAUGUAGCGCAAACAUCAAUGUAGUCUAGUAAGCUAAACUCAUCAUUUUUUCCCUUUUGCGAUAGCGCGCUAAAAUAAGCAGGGUUACAAAAGCAGGACAGACAUCGAAGCGUGAAAGCAGAAAAGAGAGACAGGUAUCCUGUCUAACAUCAAUGCUGCUCUGCACCUCCAUGAUUAGACCUUUUAAAAGCACACAUUAUGCAUUAAUGUCCAACGAAACCCUCAUAAUUCACCAUUUUUAGCGUCGACAAAUAACUGCUGUAGCUAUAUUCGCACUUAUUAAAAUCGAUUAGAAAAUCUUGUCACUGAAUUGAAGGACUCAUUGUCGGAGUUAUGCUUUAAAAACAUGAUUCAGCUAUCUAUGGAUGGUCCUAAGACAAACUGGAAGGUGCUCAAACUUUUAAACGAUCAACGUGUUGAAUCAGAGAUACCAAAGCUACUUAACAUAGGGAGCUGUGGUCUUCAUGUUAUUCAUGGUGCAUUCCGCACUGCCGUAGAAGCAACACCUUGGGAUAUCAAGAAGAUACUUAAAGCUAUGUGGCAAAUAUUUCACGACUCUCCAGCUAGAAGGGAUAUUUACAUCCGGGAAACCAAGUCUGAUGUAUUCCCGUUAAGAUUUUGCACCACAAGAUGGAUUGAGGACGAGGACGUAGCAGCAAGAGCAAUUGAAUUGUGGGACAAUGUUGUCAAAGUUAUGUCUUAUUGGGAGAGUCUCAGCAAAAGCAAACGGCCAAAGUGCAAAUCCUAUGAUGUUCUAUUGGCUGCUUAUAAGGACAAACUUAUGGUCACAAAGUUUACCUUUUUCAAGAAUAUUGCAACGACCCUGAAAUGUUACUUAGUUGCUUUCCAAUCAGAUAAUCCAAUGGUUCCUUUCUUGAGUGAUGUGCUUGAGGGAAUGACUAGAAAAAUCAUGAACCUUUUUAUUCAUAAGGAGGUUAUGACUGAAGCAAAUACUCCUCGUAAACUUAUUAACAUUGAUGUUGAGGAAGUCCAGAAUCGAUUGCCAGUUGACAUGGUGAACACAUGCAGAGCUGUAAAGGCUAUCUUGCGGUCAAAACAGAUGGGGCAAAACAUCAGUUCCGAAAAGAUUGUGUGGCUUUUCUAACUAAUCUGAUAUUGGAGCUACAAGAGAGAAGUCCUUUGAAGUAUCUUAUCGUUCGAUGCUCCUCCUCAUUAUCACCAGUCAAUAGGGUACAGAACCAACAGAAAGCUACAAGUCAGUUUAUAUCUCUGGCUGAAAAGCUUCAUCAGGUUGAUCAUGUGUUGCCUUCUGUGGGAGAUUGGGCAAAAGAAGAGCUUGAGAAAUUCUUGUCAUCGCUCGACGCACCUACUAAGGAAGAGUUUGUGCAAUUUGAUUUCAGCAAAUCAAGAGUGGAUGAAUUCCUAAAGCCGUAUUUCAAAGAUCAAAAAGCGUUAUGGGACAUCUGUAAAGUGAUCUUCACAUUAUCACACAGUCAAUCUGCUUUUGAACGGGGAUUUAGUAUCAAUAAAGAACUGUUGAUUGAGAACCUUCAAGGGAAAUGUGUUGUUAGCCAAAGAGUUGUAUAUGACCAACUACAAUCAAGACAAGAAAUCAAACAAAAGAAAAUCAAUAACAGACGAAAUCAACAAUGUUAAAAACCAUAAGAAAAGAUUAAUCUCAUCCAUCAAUGCACUGAACACGGAUAUUGAAAAACUCUGCUACAAAGCUGAGUUUAAGCAAAUGCUUUUAGAAGGAAGGUCACCGAAAAGAAAGCUAACAUAGCUGAACUAGAUAAAGCUGUGGAGAAGCUAACUAAGGAUCUUCAGAAAGAAAAGUAACGUCAAUGCUCACAGACUCUAUAUAUAUAGGAUAUUAGUUGAUAUUUGUUGUUUUUCUAGUCUAUUUUUUUCUAAAGUUCUGAUUUUUUAUGAAUAUUCUGUAUGAAUAAGUUCUUUAUAUUUUGACACGAUUUUGUUGUUUUUCAUCAUGUAGCAAAGUUGUUCUCUAAAUAAUGAAAUUUAUGGUUUGUUUGAUAAUUGAUUAAUUUAGGGGUUUAAUUUUUCUUAACGGUUUUGGUCAUGGAAAAGCCAGGGAAAAGUCAUGGAAAAGUCAUGGGAUUUCUUUUACCAAAUUUUGUGGCCACCCUGCAAGAAGAUCACGCGGCCAUCAAGGCGGCAAGAAAACAAAUGUUUAAAAAACGAUAUCUGGGGUUACAUGAACUUUUAACAAAAAAAUAAUAUGUGAUUCGGAAUUUUUUAUGAAAAUCUUUCAAGUAAGUCCAACUUGUAAAAGUACCUCAGGAUUCCUUUAAAAUUUUGUUUGUGUUUUUUUAUAUGUUUUGUACACGUUUUUUAUAAGGAAAACUUAACCUAAAAGAAACCUAUUGUUCUUGAAUUUCCUCUUAUUUCCACACGGUCACGGUUUCGAAUAAAAAGAACCCCCCCCCCCCCCCCGAUUCCCUUCGCCUGUGGCGGGUCAGAUAUGUUUCACUGUUAUACGGAAAUCUAAAAAUUCGGCUUUGAACAUAAAAUAUUUUGAUUUAUUCUGGUGGGUUCCUGCAUGGUUUGUGCUCGUUUCUGAUGGGUUCCUGCUUGGUUCCCUUUCCGUUCUGGUGGGUUCUGGUGAGUUCUGGUUGGUUCAUGUUAGGGAUUGUCUCAAAAUGUUUGUAUGUUCUUUUCGUAUAAUUAGACAAACACUAUUAAGUACUUCGUUUUGUAAAUGAAUGUCAUAUGAAGUGCGAGGUUUAAAAUAAAAAAUAUAAAUAAAGUUUAUACGAACUUAAACGACUUUUUUUAUCAUACAAAAUGAAAUGAUACGAACUUUGAGCAAAGUAAAUUGCUAUACGACCGUAAAACGAACUUCAAAAGUACCGGCGUAAUUGCACAUAAUUAUUUAAAUACGAAACCAGAAAAAAAAGUAAAUAAUCCCGUUUUCAUGAUUUUUAAACAAUCUACUGCAAACUUUUUGUUUUCUACGAUCCCAUUUUCAUGAAUUUUAAACGUUCCACAGCGAUCUUUUUGCUUUCUACAACCUGUUUUCAUGAUUUUUAAACUAUCUACGGCGACAUUUUCGCUUUCCACGAUGCUGUGGAGACGAUCCAUAAAGGCCUUAGAUAAUAAUUCUAAUUAAAAUAAACAAAGUUAGUAUAGCGAAACAAACUUAAAUUGUUGAAAAAUUUUUACUGUAAAGACUAUAGAUAAUAGUCCAAUUAUAGCUAAUAAACUUUAUACGAACUUGUAAUUUUGAUGAUACAA
Hydractinia symbiolongicarpus is the source of this 3906-nucleotide messenger RNA. RefSeq lists its product as uncharacterized. NCBI's taxonomy places the organism in Eukaryota, Metazoa, Cnidaria, Hydrozoa, Anthoathecata, Hydractiniidae. The transcript has 2 exons. The record is from RefSeq and is a predicted model, not a curated record. The coding region runs from base 1037 to 1795 and encodes 252 amino acids.